Molecule: messenger RNA, 6798 nt
Organism: Bactrocera oleae (olive fruit fly)
Lineage: Eukaryota; Metazoa; Arthropoda; Insecta; Diptera; Tephritidae
Gene: TfAP-2
Product: transcription factor AP-2
Biological process (GO): anatomical structure development; regulation of cell population proliferation; regulation of transcription by RNA polymerase II
Cellular component (GO): nucleus
Molecular function (GO): DNA-binding transcription factor activity, RNA polymerase II-specific; RNA polymerase II transcription regulatory region sequence-specific DNA binding
Source: RefSeq, a predicted model, not a curated record
AGUCGAAAACUACCGUCUCUGACUGCACAAGGGUAAAUGUCGUUUUCGGGUUGAUGCUGAUAUUCAACGCCAACCCAUUGUAGUGCGUGGCGCUUUGUUUUUGUUGUUUUUUUUUUCGCUUUUCACCAAAAGGACGCUAAAAAAAAUUAUUAUCAAGUAAGACACAUGUAUGUCACAAAAUUGAAAUACGCAACUGAAAGUCAAUACAUAAAUCUUUUAUGUAUGUACAUAAACCUUUUUACAAAAAUAAGAACCGAACAAGUCUUCAAUAUAGACUGUUAAAGCUUUAAAGUUUCAACUAACACCAGUCGCAUAUGGAUAUUAUCUUGUGUUAUUAUAUUUACAUAUGUACAUACAUAGUACAUCAAUUUUUGUGAAAGCUACGAUAUACUGCGAUAAUAGUGUGAAGUGAUAAACCGGGUUUUCAGUUGUAAUUUGUAAAAAAUCAAAUUAAAAUUCCUACUUCAUUAGUAGCCGAGUGAUCUCUGAAAAGUAAUGUGCAAUCAUCGUUUAAUUAUCUAUAUGAAUAAUCAUAUAGUUGCCUUUUAUAGUGCCAUUAGUGUAUCAUAAAAGAUAAGAGCGGAUAUUGUUCGUACCUGUAAUUAUUAUUUACACUUUUGAAAUUGUCAAGUUUCAUCAAAUUAGCUCUUGAAUUUAAAAUCUAUUUACAAAUGCAUAUCCUACAUCGAACCAGUGAUCACCAGUUCGAGGACCAGAAAUUCAUGAUGGAACGCCUCACUAGUCAUGGGAGCUUGGGGUUGUCAAGCAGUAGCCCCGCUUACACGACACAUACGGGUGGCCACAGUGGCCGUGGAGGACCUUCUUCUGGACACGGUAGCCAUGGCAGUACUCACGGAUCUACAGCAACAAUGCAUCAUCAAUCUCUUCAAUCAGAUUUCCAACCGCCCUAUUUUCCUCCACCGUUUCAUCAUUCAACUCAAAGUCCACCCCAACAACAGAACCAUGGAGCUUUAGAGUAUUUGGGUACAGAUCCAUAUGGACAACCGUUAUCAUCACUGCACCAUGCCCCUUUGCACCAUUAUAACCAAUUAGCGGGCUUACGAACAACUCAGGAUCAACUUGGUAUACACAGAUCUCACAGAGAAGCGGAGCUACAAGGCCAUGUGGCGCAGCUGUCGCAUGGCUUCCCAUAUACAGAUAGACGAGCAGAUUAUGGUAGCACCUUAUCAGGAGGUGCCACACAUGGUGGUAGGCUUGCUCAUGAACAUGAUCCCUUAGCCUUACAUCAAGCACUACAGAACGCUGUUGAUGAUGUCCAAAAUCCCGGUAUAGAUGAUAAUGUCGCGUUUAUGUCAGAUCUACCUCUAAUUAAAAGUAUUAAAAGUGGGAAAGAACUUGGAAAUAUUGGAUCCGGUUCCCCUAGUGAGGUAUUUUGUGCUGUUCCGGGACGACUUAGCCUUUUAUCCAGCACGUCCAAAUACAAAGUAACAAUUGCCGAAGUUCAACGAAGGUUAUCACCUCCAGAAUGUCUAAAUGCGUCUCUACUUGGUGGAGUUCUUCGAAGAGCUAAGAGCAAGAACGGUGGACGCCUACUAAGAGAAAAGCUUGAAAAAAUUGGUUUAAAUUUACCUGCGGGAAGACGGAAGGCUGCCAAUGUCACAUUACUAACGUCCUUAGUAGAGGGCGAAGCUACUCAUCUGGCAAAAGAUUUUCAUUUCGUUUGUGAAACUGAAUUUCCAGCUCGUCAGCUAGCUGAAUACGUCAUAAGACAUCAAACAGAACCCCAAGAAUCCUAUCGCCGGAAAGAACUACUUAUUCAUUCACAGCAGAUAACAAAGGAAUUAAUGCAAGUACUUAGCCAAGAUCGCACAACACAAUAUGGCACGCGAUCACAACAUUUACUGGAACCCUCCAUGCAGCGUCACCUCACACACUUCUCUUUGAUUACUCAUGGGUUUGGAUCUCCUGCUAUAAUGGCCGUACUACAUGCUUUCCAAACUUUUCUCAAUGAAUCACUCAACUAUUUAGAUAAAUUAUAUCCUUCAAAUAGUGGAGGUAUGGUGUCCUCUUCGCUGGACAAAAACAAAAUUGAUAGUGACAAGAAAUGAUAGGCCGGAUUCGCUUUAUUUUAUUAAACACAAAAAGAAAAACGUUUUAAACGAAACAAAGUAUAAACUUAAGUAAAAGAAAACAAAUAUUAGUUCAUCGAGCGUAACUUUAAUUUUAAUGUCGAUUAAGCCGUUAUUUUUAUUAUAAAUGUACCAUUUGUUAAUAAUUUUAAUUCUGACACAUACCUAUGCAUAUAUGUAUGUAUGUAUGUAUAUAAUAUGUCAAUGCAUAAUGCAUUUCAUAGUUGAUUAUACAUACAUAGUAUUUGCUACAAAAUAAUUUUUCAUGUAAUUAAAAAUUAUGCCGGCCAUACAGGAUAUACUUGUAUAUGGUAUAAAUGCUCACUUUAUACACGUAUACAUACAUAUAUAUAAAUAUCCCUAUCCAUUAUCUGUAAGUUUGCUUGAUUUUUGAAGGAGUUGUUCAAGGUAAUUUUCGCACAUAUGUUUAUAUACCCGCCAGUUAAAAUGUUUUGCCUGCGUAAAAAUUAAAUGAAUCAGAAUUGAGAGAAUAAUAACAAUAUUUUGUUAAGGUUUUAUUUAACAGAACUUGUAAUUAUAUUUGUUGAAUGCCUAACUUUUAGAUUUUCGAGUCAGGAUGUGUUAAACACACAAGUUUAUACCUUCCUCUCAUAAAAUGCCUUGAGUAGAUUUUUUAAACAUUAUGGAACGCCCAUUUGUUGAAAUAUUCAAAAAGAACGUUACAAAACAGAGGAAAGCACAACAUUCAAAAAACUCUAAGCACUCAUUAUAACGGGUGUUUUUUUAGACGUGUGGUUUUCAAUGAUUCAAACUUUUUGCGGAUUUGGUCUUUUUGACUGCUGUUACUUGGUUAAUAUUCAGUUGGGUUAGGGAUUUUAAAAUGAAAGGUUUGGAAAUCGUGAUAAUUAUUACCAAAAUAAUGGUUUGGUGCCGUAGUCCAAUGUUCGGUCGACAUAAUCGCACAGCAGAUUUCGUAAUUCAAGCAAUCAUGGAUCGGUUUUAUACCACGUUUACUCUAGUGAAUAAUGCGCAUCAUCAUAGACGCUGUACAGUGUGCACCGAAGACGCUCGAGUAGAGUUUCGAAGAAGACCCGAAUGAGUCCAUCCCCCAUCGCGCGCAACAAUUGGAGCUGUGCCUAUCCACGAACGGAAGAUUUUUCGGAAGGAUCUUGGUUUGCAAUCUGACAACCUCAAACUCGUGCAAGAAUUGAAUCUGAACGACAUUAACGCGCGUCGCACGUUCGGCGAAUAAUUUUAUAAGAAAAUUUUGUUCAGCGAUGAAGCUCACGUUUGGUUGAAUUAUAAUGUUAAUAAACAAAAUUUAGACGCCGUUGCAUCCUCAAAAAUUCACUGUUUGGUGUGCCCACUGCUGGACUAUUUUUUGUGGGGUUACGUGAAUACGCUUCACUAUGCAGAUAAGCUCGUAUUCGGCGUGUUAUUUCUGAUAUACGGCCCAAUUGCUGCAAAAAGUGGUCGAAAAUUGGCUGGAACUUAUUGGAGCCAGCCGCGGGAUCACUUGUCCGAAGUCAUUUCUGAAACAUAAUGGCAAACCCUAAUUUUUAUAGUAAAGCUAAAUUCUUGGCCAUAACAUCAAAUUAUAUGCGUUUUAUUUUUCUUGAAAACCACAUGUAUAAUCGAAACACCCUUUAUUUGUACAUAAUAUGCCAUGCCAAUAAAUCAUUAAAUCCUUCUAACCAGAGACGCUCAACUUAAGCCGCUCUUUUAACGCAUUUAUUUAUUUAUUAUAUUGUAGUACCUACAAGAACAUGCGAUAAUUUAAAAUGCAUUAAAGAGUAUUGUGUUCCUUUGCAAAACAAAACUAAAAUACAUGGCGGGUUAAUUAUAAAUCAAUUAAAUAACUAAGUAACAUUUUUUUGUUUUCUCAAAAUGGGAGAGUUUAUAGAUUAAAAAAAUUGCAUAGUCUUCUUGAAAUAAGGCAUAUAUGAAGUAUAUAUAAGUAUGUAUGUAAAACAAUAAAAACAAAGGAAUUAAUGACAAACAAACAUAAAUAUGUAGAAGCCAUAAAUAAAUUCUAUUACAAAGAUAUAAUAAUUUAGAAUACAUUUUCCUUGUUUGUAAAAACGUUUAGUGUGUAAUUUUGAAUUUCUAUUAAUUCUUCUUAAUAUUCGAACAUAUCAAUAAUAUAAAUUUUUUCACUGUUUACCAUUUUAAAAAACUUCUGCACUGACCUAAAUUUAUAAGGAAGUACUGGUGUUUAUUAAUAAAAAAAUAUGUUUGGGGACAAUCUUGAAAUUCUAUAUACUUGUAGUUAUAUAAUAGUUUCGUGUAAAUUUUACCUUUUUAAACAAUUAAAUUAUAUAUACAACAUUUUCACAUCAGAUGACUUUAGCGCAAAGUCUUUGAAUUUACGACUACAAUUUAAUUUUUUUGGACUUAUAUUGGAUUUAUCAGAAAAUAUAACAAAGAGGGCUCAUGAGAAGCUUACUUUACUUUAAAAAAAAUCUACGUAAAUUACACCAAGGUAGAUAAUUUUUAAAACAAAAAAUAAUCAUAGUAGACUGAAAUCCAUUGGAAGAGAAAGAACAGAUAACAAAAAUGAAGAGAAAAAUUAUUUACAAGCGAUCUGUGGUGGGGUAGAGGAAGGGAAGAGGAGUGGUUGAAUUUUAAUGGAUUAAAAACUGUUUAUCUCGAUUUUCAGCACAACUACAAGUCCUACAAAUAUAAUUUAUUUGGGCUAACUGUAGGUAAUGAAAUAUCUACGACUUUUGUAUUGACAUCUUUUUCCCAUAACUUCUAAAUUUAUUUGAAAAAUUCAAAUUCAUUCUUCAUUUCAAAUAUUUAUUUUUUCACCUUUAUUUAAUAUCGGAGAAGGACUCUAACUUUCAUUCGAAAAUUUUACGUCAAAUAUCGGCGGACUUUCAAAUAAGUCGGUAAGCUUUGUAUUUAUUGUAAUGUAUACUUUCUGAUGGUGUAAAAAAUAUAUACUAUAAUAUUAUAAGUUUCCUAAAAAAAUGCCAAAAAAUACUCUACUAAAUGAUUCAAACCUGCUUUUUUCAUUCCUAUUUUUUUGUAAUAGUAGCAGUAAAAGCAGCUUCAUUUUCCAAUUGGUUUUAACCUACUAUGAAUUUUUUCACUGUUUACUCUUUUUCAAAACCUUCUGCACUGACCUAAAUUUAUAAUGAAGUACUAUUAUUAUUAAUAAAAAAAUAAAUGCAAAUUUAAUUUUUUCAGUAAGUAAAAUAAUUAGGUGAAGUGAAAACGUAAGACUUUUUCGCAACGCAAGCAUCACUACUUUCGAUAUUAAAACUUUUAUCUUUGCCCACGCUAUCAUACUAGAUACUACUUGUAUGUACUUGUAUGCUAAACUUGUCUAUUUUGUAAACAACAAAAGAGAAAUAAAUGAGAACUUAUUUUAUUGGUUAAAAAAAUAUUUUAAACUUUUUAAAAACAAAUUGCUCAUAAACAUUCAAAGCGUGUCUACAUACGCAUUACCGAAAAGUUAUGGAACAUACACACAUUUUUUAACCAAAACCACUAACCAUAUGUAUCUAAAUUUAAUGUUUAAAAUUGAAUGGCAAGAAAAUGUAUUAUAUGAAAAAUUCUUUUAAGUGGUAAGUUGUGCGUACUAUACUUACAUACAUAUGUAUGUAUAUCUAUAGAUGUGUGUUUAGGUAUGGUAUAAGUCAGAGGUAAACCUGAAAUUUAUCAAGCAUAUAAUCAUAUAUAUGUAUAUACAUUUUUAACUAAGCACAUUAGUGAAAAUGCUUUAAACUGUAGGUAUGUCCAUGUGAAUGCAUAGCUAAAUUCUAAAUUAAAAGUUUUCAACUAGUUUGAUAAGUAGUAAAAAUAAAGAAUGUACAUAUAACGUACUAAAUGUAUGAAUUAUUUCAUAAGAAAUUACAUCUGGAGCACUAGCCUAUAAUGCUACCUUUUCCAAAUUGAUACAUAUUAUAUAUACUUAGCCAUAGUGAUCUAUAAGUGAUUUUUUAGAUUUAAUUUAUCUUCAAUUACAUUUUACAAAUGAUAAAUAUAUUAAAUGUUUUCCAAACGAAUUCGCAGUUUCUAUGUAUCUAUUUCAAAGUACUCUGUAUGAAGUUCCAAUUACGUUCAAAAGUAAUCUCAUAGAGCCCAAGGAUAAAUUUUAGUUGCCAUAGUCCCCUUUACUGAACCAAAUAAAAAGCAUGUAAGAAAAGACUAAGUUCGAGUGUAACCGAACUUUUUAUUCCCGCAAUGUACAUAUCAUAUAAGAAGCAAAGGCGGGGAAAUGGAUUACAACCGAGAUAUUUAUAUACAUAUAUUAAAACCAAUCUAUUAACUCAAUUUCGAUAUAUGUAUGUAAUAUAAACUCAAAUGAAAUUUAAAAUAUUGGGAAUAUAAGGGAAAAGAAACUGGAGGCGAGGAUACCGUUAUAUUGCAGGUUGAGGCUUAGACCAAAUUCAACUGUAUUAAGUAUGAGUUUAUUCAUAGCUGAAAUAAUUGUACAAUCAAUAGUUAAAAUGUAUUAAUUGUUUUUAAAAUUAUUAUAAGAGAAUAAUCACAUAAUUUAAAGAUUUAUACGUAAAUAAAUCUUAAUGUCGACAAACAAAGUUAUGGCUUAAGAAAGAUAAGUUGUAGUCAAUCCUUUCGUAUUACAGACAGCUAAUGAGAUGAAUAUUCAAUAUGCUAUCUUCAUGUUUGGAAACUCAGUGUAUAACUCGUUUAUCCGUAAGAGUUUGAAAAGGUCGAAGGGUGAAAUACGUUUCAAAUUUUUUUCAGAACAAAAUGCGUAAAAGUGCAUUAACUCAUC